Molecule: messenger RNA, 1193 nt
Organism: Python bivittatus (Burmese python)
Lineage: Eukaryota; Metazoa; Chordata; Lepidosauria; Squamata; Pythonidae
Source: RefSeq, a predicted model, not a curated record
AUGUUUGUGGGGGUGUGCUCACGGGAUUGUCUGGAUCAAUCACAAGCCCUGAUUACCCAGAGAAUUAUCCCAACAAUGCUGAGUGCCAUUGGGUCAUCCAGGGAACUUCCAGUUCUGUCAUCAAACUGAUUUUUGUUGACUUCCAGAUGGAACAGAGUGAGCAGUGUAAUUUUGAUUAUGUGGCCAUCUUUGAUGGGCCCACAAUGGGAGAUGGACUUCUCAGUCACCACUGUGGAAACAUGAAACCUCCAGAGGUGGUAUCUUCUGCAUAUGAACUGCUGGUUGUUUUCAAAUCAGACUUUAACAUUGCUAACAAAGGCUUCAAGGCAUAUUUCUUUUCAGGUGCAUGUCAGGAGGUAUAUACGGCUGUCAAAGGAAAUUUCUCCAGUCCCCAAUAUCCUCACUCUUACCCCAAUAAUAUCAAGUGUCGCUGGACCAUCCAGCUGCCUCUAGGAUAUCGAAUCAAAGUCUUCUUCCUGGACUUGGAUCUUGAGGGGCGGAACAGCUUGACCGACAGCUGUGAUUAUGACCAUCUGGCUGUGUUUGAUGGAGGUACUGAGACAGCAUCUCUGCUAGGAAAGUGGUGUGGGAGAGAAAUGCUAUCUCCGAUUAUAUCCAGUAGAAACAAGCUACUGUUGGUCCUUCACACUGACAGGAAUACAGCCAACCGAGGUUUCUUGGUAGCAUAUUUUGGAGUUGUCCCUAUGAAUGUCAGCUGCACAAGGACAGAGUUUCAGAUCCAAAUCCCCACACAGUCAUUGGCCCAGCUGGAGCGAAAUAAAAUCUAUUUAGGAGUCCCAUCCUGCCCUGCACAAGUGGUUGGCUUGACCUUUCGGAUACAUGCAAGAUUUGAAACCUGUGGCACAGAACCGCAAAAAAGAAACAACACAUCUGUGAUUGUCAGCAUUCUGUACAUUGACUUUUCAGAUGGAAACCAGGAGGAUAUUCAUCAAUACGAAGUGCAAUGUGAGCCUAAAAGGAAAGAGGCCCUUGUGAAUCUGAUCUCUGGCUCUAAUCCCUAUAGACCGAACCACUAUGCUGAGAACCUGGUUGAGUCUCAGCCAAAGGAUGCAGGAGUAGCAGAUAUCUAUGAGAGCAAGGCCCAAGAUACCAGUGACUUUGUCUUCAUCAGCAUCUGCAUCCUUGCUGGGAUUCUGAUGGUGAUAGCUAUUGUUGGGUUAGUCUUAUUAUAG